Messenger RNA from Odocoileus virginianus texanus, 2977 nucleotides. NCBI's taxonomy places the organism in Eukaryota, Metazoa, Chordata, Mammalia, Artiodactyla, Cervidae. The record is from RefSeq and is a predicted model, not a curated record.
CCUCGGUGCUGCGCAGCGUCCUUGCUCCUAGCUUUUGGCGCUGCCGGCUGGCGCGCGGCGGCCCAGGCCAAAGGAACGUGUCUUCUGGAAAGGGCGUGUGGGCCCCCCUUCCAGUUCGUGAGACGCGGGAUGGAGCCAUGACGUCGUGCUGUCAGUACUGCCAGAUGCCGCGGGCGGUCCCCUGAGGACGCUUUGUGCCUAAAACCCCCGACCCCCUCCACUGUUUAAUUGUGCUAAAGAGGAAACGUUUAGGAGAAACUUUUAACUUGGCACUAUGGGGAUACAUGGAUUGCUGCAAUUUAUCAAAGAAGCUUCUGAACCUAUACACAUAAGGAAGUAUAAAGGGCAGGUGGUAGCUGUGGAUACAUAUUGCUGGCUUCACAAAGGAGCUGUUGCUUGUGCAGAAAAGCUAGCCAAAGGUGAACCUACUGAUAAGUAUGUAGGAUUUUGUAUGAAAUUUGUAAAUAUGUUACUAUCUCAUGGGAUCAAGCCUAUCCUGGUAUUUGAUGGAUGUACUUUACCUUCUAAAAAGGAAGUGGAAAAGUCUAGAAGAGAACGACGACAAGCCAAUCUCCUUAAGGGAAAGCAGCUUCUUCGUGAAGGGAAGGUCUCAGAAGCCAGAGAAUGUUUCACACGUUCUAUCAAUAUCACACAUACUAUGGCCCACAACGUAAUUAAAGCUGCUCGGUCUCAGGGAGUAGACUGUCUUGUGGCCCCAUAUGAAGCGGAUGCACAGCUGGCCUAUCUUAACAAGGCUGGCAUUGUACAAGCCGUAAUCACGGAGGACUCUGAUCUCCUUGCUUUUGGCUGUAAAAAGGUUAUUUUAAAAAUGGACCAGUUUGGAAAUGGACUAGAAGUUGAUCAGGCUCGUCUGGGAAUGUGCAAACAGCUUGGGGAUGUGUUCACAGAAGAGAAGUUCCGUUAUAUGUGCAUUCUUUCAGGCUGUGACUAUCUUUCAUCACUGCGUGGGAUUGGAUUAGCCAAGGCCUGCAAACUACUAAGACUAGCCAACAAUCCAGAUAUUUUAAAGGUCAUCAGGAAAAUUGGACAUUAUCUCAAGAUGAAUAUAACAGUACCAGAAGAUUACAUCAAAGGAUUUAUUCGGGCCAACAAUACCUUCCUCUAUCAGCUUGUUUUUGAUCCCAUCAAAAGGAAGCUCAUCCCUCUGAAUGCCUAUGAAGAUGACAUUGAUCCCAAAACACUAAGCUAUGCUGGGCAGUAUGUUGAUGAUUCUAUAGCUCUUCAAAUAGCACUUGGGAAUAAAGAUAUAAACACUCUCAAGCAGAUCGAUGACUACAAUCCAGACACUGCCAUGAACUUCUAUCAGUUAGGUCUGGUUGCUCUGAAGGCAGAUGGGUAUGAAUUGACCAUAUUGGACAGAUUGAAGAUGAGGGCCCAGGAGCCAUAUAAUCCUUUUCUCAGCCCUCCGCCUACUUGCGGCCUCCGUGAAGAGCUGUCAGAAGAUGAUAUGUUGGAUCAAUAUUCUACUUCCUUUACAAAGAAGAUCAAGAGAAAUAGUUGUGAAGGUAAUAAGUCAUUGAACUCUUCUGAACUGUUCAUGCCUGACCUGGUAGAAGGAACUACUGCUAAAAAAACCUUAAGCACACCACUGACUACAAGAAACAGAUUUGCAACAUUUUUACAGAAGAAAAAUGAAGAAAGUGGUGCAGUUGUGGUGCCAGGCACCAGAAGCAGAUUUUUUUCCAAUUCUCUGGAUUCUGCUGACUGUAUAUCAAAGAAAGCAAGCAGCCAGCCUCUAGCUGAAACUGCUGUCACAGAUAAAGAAACCAAUGGAGGUGAACCAGAUUGUCUAGAGGACCAGAAGUUGGAUGAUACCAGUGUAUCGCAUAAUUCCGGUGAACAGAUUCCAGAUGAUGUGACUGUGAUGGCUGAAGAGUCUCAGUCUUUUAAGACCAGCACAUUCACGAGGACCAUCUCACCACCCACCCUGGGGACACUAAGAAGUUGUUUCAGUUGGUCUGGAAGUCUUGGAGAUUUUUCAAGAACUCCGAGCCCCUCUCCAAGCACAGCAUUGCAGCAGUUCCGUAGAAAGAGUGAUCCUUCCACCUCUCUGCCUGAGAAUACUGAGAUGUCUGAUGUAGCUCCGUUAAAGAGUGAUGAGUCAACUGAUGAAUCACAUCCCUUACAUGAUGUGGGUUGGUCUUCACAGUCUCAGGAAAGCAUGGACUUGUCACCACACAAUUUAAAUGCAUCAAAACUUUCUCAGCCUUCUAGUAAGGAUUCAGAUUCAGAGGAAUCUGAUUGCAAUUUUAAGCCACUUGAUAAACAAGGUAAUCAGAAAUCCAAGCUACACUUGUUUCAUUUUUCGAAGAAAGACACGCUUCUAAGAAACAAGAUUCCUGGGCUGUAUAAAUCCAGUUCUGUGGACAAUCUUUCUACAACCAAGAUCAAACCUUUAGUACCUGCCAGAGCCAGUGGGCUGAGCAAGAAGCCAUCAAGCAUCUGUAAGAGAAAUCAUCACAAUGCCGAGAACAAGCCAGGACUGCAGAUCAAAAUCAAUGAACUCUGGAAAAAUUUUGUAUUUAAAAAAGAUUCUGAAAAGCUUCCUUCUUGUAAAAAGCCAGAUCCCCUGUCUCCAGUCAAAGAUAACAUCCAGCUAACUCCAGAAGAAGAGGAUAUAUUUAACAAUUCUGAAUGUAUGCGUGUUCAGAGAGCACUAUUCCAGUAAACGCAAGCAGCUGGGAGACUGUUGCCUGCAAGAGAAUCUCUAUCAAUUUCAAGUCCUGUUUGGAAAUGAGGCCAUUCUGAAAGAUUUGUUCUUAGAUCUAUGCUAUUUAUUUUAAAUAGAACACAAUUUUUUAUAAUAAUUGUGUAACUGUUCUUGUUUGGCUUUUUAUAUUUUUGUAAGAAGCUAACUAGAGAAAUAACUUUGGAAAAUCUACUCUACGACUUCCCCUGUGGUCCAGAGGCUAAGACUCCUUACACCCAAUGCAGAGGACCUGGGUUCGACCCCUGA